AUGAAAUCUAAUGAUUCCACAGUAUUCCAUUUGGACCUUUCUCACAAAAUGUAUAUUAUUCAUACAGGGACUUGGUACUUGUCUGUGAGCCCGACGACUAUAAUCGGGGAAAAUAACGUUACCCUCUCCUGCGAUUACCAUGAAAUCUCUAAUAGAAAUAAUAUUAUUCCUGAAGUGGUUAUGGAAAUCCGACAAAACAACAACAGAGAUUGGAAAGAACUUGCAAAGACUAACAUCACAGGGUCAUACAUCCUCAAAACGUAUCAGAACUUGGGAAUUUAUAUUUCUCCUUACAGUUGUUCUGCAGAUAGCUCUUAUAUAUCAUGCAGUGUAAGGAUUGUUAUGUCGUUUACACUGAGCAGAUGUACAAUUGACCCUCACUCCUACUCAGUCUUCCGAUGUAAAGUGUCCAAUGGAAGUCAAUCUCCAAAAGAAAUUCAGCCCCUUACUAUUAUAAAAAGCAGCGGGAAAAGACCAGGAGAUGUGGUACAGCUACAAUGUAUUGGAGAAAUUGAAAAUAUAAACGGCAUACCUAGCGAAAACAUCAGAUGGUGCAAAAAAAUUAAAGGAAAGUUUACUAAAAUAUCUCUACAAGACCCUCCAAAGACCGUCUUCGUAUCGAGCAGCAAAGAUGGAUGCACAAAUAUACAGAAAUCUGAGAUAUUUUACCACAUCAUGCAAAGUGAUGUAUACCUAGAAAUAAUAUGUGAAUCUGGCUACAAUAAAUUCACAAGGAAAUGUGGAAAAGGAACUGUAAAUUCAACGCAAUUGAUAAGAACAAACACCGAAGAAGAGGGACAAUGGAAAAUAUCACCUUUAUUGAUUUACGACGAAAAUGGAGUCAUAGAUGAACAAUAUUUCAACACUCAUGGCAUUGGUAGAACCUUUCAUCUACUUUGUAGUGCUUCCUCCUUCACAUCCAACGAACAGAUAAAUACGAUUAAUUGGUGUGUUAAAAAGACAGACAAGGCAAACUGGACCAAAGUCGUUUCACAAGAAGAUGAAAUAAAGUCUUCAACAAAUAAUAGUGGAGAAAUCAUAAUGUUCAGUAGAAUAACCUAUCAUAUAACGGAGUAUGACAAGGUGGUGACCUUUACCUGUGAAAUUUCUGCUUCAUCUUCCAGCUCGUGUGGAUCUGGACUAAGUUUUUCAAGUCGUAAUAUUUGGAUAAAUGCCCACCAAACAAUGCCAUCUGAAACAAAUAGAAGUUCUGCCUCUGUUGCCGUUUUAUCCGUUUUGCUGUGUUUGGUUCUGAUAGCAGUUGUUGCUCUUGUCGUAAUAACAUACAGAAGAGGAGAAUUGACCACAUUUGACACUAAAAAUGAAAAAGAAUUUGAAGAUGAUACACAAGGGUUGUACGAAGAACCGGAAUGCAAUUUGGCGGUUCGAAGACUAAGCUUUUAUGAAAAUGAAGCUUUGAAAAACGAAAAAUUGAAUGAAGUAGAAACAACAAAACACAUGGUUGAAUCUGAAAUAUGUGACUACGAUGAGUUGCAAAUUGAAGGAGAACAACAAGACUACGAAGAUCUGAAAUUAUAA
This is a messenger RNA of Saccostrea echinata, 1539 nucleotides long. RefSeq lists its product as uncharacterized. The transcript has 9 exons. The record is from RefSeq and is a predicted model, not a curated record. The coding region runs from base 1 to 1539 and encodes 512 amino acids. Lineage: Eukaryota; Metazoa; Mollusca; Bivalvia; Ostreida; Ostreidae.